Drosophila miranda is the source of this 2099-nucleotide messenger RNA. It is a transcript of the gene mtg, whose product is annotated as ataxin-2 homolog. Lineage: Eukaryota; Metazoa; Arthropoda; Insecta; Diptera; Drosophilidae. Gene Ontology annotation, molecular function: chitin binding. The record is from RefSeq and is a predicted model, not a curated record. The transcript has 7 exons. The coding region runs from base 38 to 1858 and encodes 606 amino acids. Gene Ontology annotation, cellular component: extracellular region.
UUACGUUUUCCACAAACCAACAGAUCACAGUGUGCAUAUGUGUGUGUGUGUGCGAGGAAAAUCAAAAGAAAAUUACACGCUCUACGCAGCCGAAGUACACAAACAAACUAAUCAUCUCGCUACUGAAAAUCGCCAGCAAAAUUCCGGCAUUGAAAAAGCUGCAAAGAUGAAUUUCUUUGUGAUUGGCUUUCUGAUCAUGCAGGCGGCAAGAUUGGCUUGCGGGACGUGCGUUUUAGCGUCCGAUUUUGGUUUCAUACUCGAUUGUAACUUCAAAAAGUCUGGACUGUUUCGUGUACGAAAUUUGGGUGGCCUAAAGGCCCAUUUCGGUUUAGGCUUCAGUCUCGGCGAUGAGCUGGGCUUCCCGGAGUCGCUGGGGAACCUGGAGGGCGAGCGUCGGCGUGCCAUCAGCUACAAGAAUGGAGCACCGCCUGAGAGUGUGGGAGUGCUGUCGGGGGCACAGCAACAGGCCAAUCCAAGCGCACAGCACUCGCUGCCAGAUAAACGCAUCAGUUCACGCUCCACCGGACCCGUGCCCUACAAUCUGCAGCUGCAGCAGCUCCAACAGAGCGCCCUCCAAGCGGCCAAGGCCCAGCAGCAGCAACAGCAGCAGCAGCAGAAGAUGAAGCAACUGCAACAGCAAUUGCUGCUGCAUCAGCAGCAGCAGCAACAGCAACAGCAGGCGCAGCUCAUGACCGAAGCCCGUCCGCUGCCGCUGGGCGUGCCCGCCUUCCGGCCGAUACCACAGAAGCAGCAGCAACAGCAACAGCAGCAGGCCUUGAACCCGGCUCCGACAACAGCAGAACGCCGCGUGGCUGUGGACUCUACGGAGCCGCGAGUCAGUGUCAACAAUAAGCUGAUCCUUGCCGUGGAUAAGCCGCAUUCGAAUCGCACCUUCCAUGCGGACAAUCCAGUGGUCUCCCAGCCCGUGGCAGUGCCCGUCUUCCAGGCCAUGCCCGAGUCCAUUGCCCGCAUAGCGAAUGCGGCCAAGGAGCAACGCCAGGCGCCGCCCAGCUAUCCCAAUUAUCUGCAGUUCGAGGAGCCCAAAUUCGACCUCAAGGAUGUGACUGUAGAGGAGCUGGCCGCGGCGGCCAAUGUCACGGUGGAGACCAUCAAGCAUGCCAUAUAUGUGCGGGAGCAGCAGCUCAAGGCGGAGCACAGGGCACAGUUGGCGGCCAAACUGCGAGAGGAGUUCAUGCGCACCUCCACCGUGAGGACCACCACAACGACGACAACGACAACGAGUACUCCACGACCAAAUAAGUCGAUGGCAGAGCACAAGGUGUCAAAGGUCAUGAAUGCACCCAAGGAAUAUUAUCCUGUGGGCUACGACAAGAACUUCGAUGACAAUUUCAAGUCCAAGGUGGAUCUGCCGCCCACGAGCUUCUCCUGCGCCAAGCAGAAGCACUUUCCGGGCCUCUAUGCAGACACCGAUCUGGGCUGCAUGGUCUUUCAUGUGUGCGCCCUCACCGAUGAUGGCUUGGUGCGCAAGUCCUUCCUCUGUCCGGAGAACACGCUCUUCGACCAGACCAUCCUCAAGUGCAACUGGUGGUUCUAUGUGGACUGCAGCUCCAGCGCCAGCAUCUACGACUCGAACAUACCCAUCUCGAAGAGCUACCAGCUGAUGAAGUCCCUCACGUACUUCUCCAAGUUCAACAAUCAGCGGAGCAAGGAGCAGGAGGGCGACAAGGACGAGAAUGCCCUGGAUAUAGACUCAUUGCGGGAGUCCAUGGAGGGUGUAUCCCGCAGACAGGAGCAGGCCAAAAAGGCAGAGCUUGAGCGGCAGCGGGAGCAGCAGCUGCCGAAGGCAGACCACGAGCAUGUGGUGCCCGAGGAGGGGGAGCAGCAGCUGUCCAACUAGAAAUAAGAGUCUCUCCACCCUAAUGCUAUCUGAGAUCUAGGUUAAGAGUUAACGAUCGAGCGUCAUAGUCAAAUCUCUCUAUCUCUCUCGCUUAAGCCAAUGGUUUUCUGUUUAGUCUGUCCAACAUUUCCUACAGGAGGAGAUCCUGUUCAGUCCCUCCUUAGACAUAGUCCCCUGAAGUCCUCCCUCUUCCUAGCCCCGUAAGUCGAUAAUCUCUAGUUUUAUUCAUAUUACUAUUUAU